AUGAAGUUUGUGCAGUUUGAACCACUGACUGGAAGCAGGAAGGGCAAUGUGUGCCUUGGAGUUGAGUUGUCCAGGGGUUCCGAUAUCGCUGAUUUAUCGUCAGGGGACAAGACACUGCCAAACAACAUGUGCGAGUUUUUGGAACAGGGAGAGACAACAGUGGAAAAGGCCAGAAGUUUAAUCAGCAGUGGUGACUGCCCGAUCCUGAAAGCUGAUAGCUUUCGACUUCUGGCUCCGAUAACGCAUCCAGACAAAGUACUGUGUGUAGGGAUGAACUGUGUUGAUCACUGUGAGGAGAUUGGGGCAGUCCUUCCCACUGAACCGGUCAUCUUUAACAAGUUCCCCAGCACUAUCAUAGGCCCUGGUGAUGACCUGAUACAUCCUGAUGUGACAAAGGAACUGGACUGGGAAGUGGAACUUACAAUAGUGAUUGGAAAGAAAGGAAAAAAUAUCUUAGAAUCAGAGGCGAUGAGUCACAUAUUUGGUUACACAGUCGCUCAUGAUGUGAGUGCGAGAGACUGGCAGGUCAGAAAUGGUGGCAUGGAUACAUUUUGCCCUCUGGGUCCAGCCAUUGUCAUGAAAGAGGAUUUAUCUGAUCCACAUAACUUGGGAGUACGGUCACGUGUUAAUGGUACAAUAAAACAGGAGAGCUGUACCAGGAACCUUGUGGUCAAAUCUGAGAGGCUUGUCAGCCACAUUUCCAGGUUUGUUACCUUGUUACCUGGGGACAUCAUUUUAACAGGAACUCCGGGUGGUGUAGGCUUUACCAGAAAGCCCCCUGAAUUCCUGAAGAGAGGUGACACUGUGGAAGUUGAAAUAGACGAGAUUGGUACAUUGGUGAACAAGGUUGUUUAGCCAUAUGGUUAAAUAUGAGAGAAGAAAAUUUAAAGUUACAAUUAUGGAGGAAAGAAGCUGCCAUAUUAGACCUGGUUGUAACCCCGGCAUUCCACACUGUGGUUUUCUAUAUAAUCACAUCAAACCAAUUCAUUGGGACUGGAUACAUGUAUAAAUGCCAAAUUGUGAAGUAUGCUGUAAUGGACAUUUCUGAUGUGUCACUCAAGAACAUUUGACGAAUCGACAUAGGAAAUGCUGUUGCAGAUGCGUCCACUGGAUUUGUCAUAUUGAUAACAUAUUUUUGACCUUUUCAUCACGCUGUACUGAGAAUGGAUUAAGCAUUGUCUAGAGAGAUAUGAUAAGACAUCAGGUGUGAGGGAUCCAUCGACCGAUUGUAGUGACAGCUAAACAGAAUGUAUGUUAUCUAGAAGUCAGUGAGAACAACAUUCAUACUGUACAGUGAAUGUACAUGUUUAUGCUAUGUGUUUAAGUUAAUAAAUUCUCUUUCAUAUGAAUGGCAAACAGAAGUGUUCUAUUCAUCAUCACCAUCAUGAAGGUGGCCUGGAAUAAAUAUGCCUUUGUACAUGUUAAUUUUUUUUUAUGCCACACCAGCCAUAAAUAUGAAGAAAUUGUCCGGCUGUAAGCUGUUUUUAUGUAAUCUUACUUAUUUACGUAGGCUACUUAUUAUCAUGCCUGUUUGUAUUCUAGGACAUGAGCCUACUAUAGCCUACUUUAGCAACCAUACAACAGGUUGAAGUAUUGCCUGUGGUGACAGUGGUGGCAAACAUACUCCCCUCAAUACUAAAUGAAUUUGUAGUGGACUAUGUGGAAUUGUAUCUUGUGAACAUUUAUAUUUU
This is a messenger RNA of Liolophura sinensis, 1691 nucleotides long. RefSeq names its product fumarylacetoacetate hydrolase domain-containing protein 2-like. NCBI's taxonomy places the organism in Eukaryota, Metazoa, Mollusca, Polyplacophora, Chitonida, Chitonidae. The record is from RefSeq and is a predicted model, not a curated record. Gene Ontology annotation, molecular function: catalytic activity.